AUGAUUCAACCUCAGACCCUUUUGAAUGUAGCAGACAACAGCGGGGCUCGAGAAUUGAUGUGUAUUCGAAUCAUAGGAGCUAGCAAUCGUCGAUAUGCUCGUAUUGGUGACGUUAUUGUUGCUGUGAUCAAAGAAGCAAUACCUAAUACGCCCUUAGAAAGAUCCGAAGUGAUCAGAGCUGUAAUUGUACGUACCUGUAAAGAACUCAAACGCGACAACGGCAUGAUAAUACGAUAUGAUGACAAUGCCGCAGUUAUUAUUGAUCAAGAAGGAAAUCCAAAGGGAACUCGAAUUUUUGGUGCGAUUGCCCGGGAAUUGAGACAAAAAUUUACUAAAAUAGUUUCAUUAGCUCCUGAGGUAUUAUAAAAUGAUAAUCUAAGGCAUUUGAAUGAAUUUCAAUCAUAGUAGAUUGUGUAUCACGUAUAUACCUUUCAUUUUAAAUUUUUUCAUUUUUUAAUUAAAAAGAAACUAAUAACAUGUUGAUUAUAUCAAAUUUUUGGGACACCACCGAUUUUAGUUCAUUAUGGGUAGGGACACUAUUGCUGAUAUAAUAACUUCUAUACGAAAUGCUGACAUGAAUAGAAAAGGAACGGUUCGAAUAGUAUCUACUAACAUCACCGAAAACAUUGUUAAAAUACUUUUACGAGAAGGUUUCAUUGAAAAUGCGAGAAAACAUCAAGA
Messenger RNA from Amaranthus tricolor (Joseph's coat), 681 nucleotides. RefSeq names its product 50S ribosomal protein L14, chloroplastic. The record is from RefSeq and is a predicted model, not a curated record. Gene Ontology annotation, biological process: translation. Gene Ontology annotation, cellular component: ribosome; cytosolic large ribosomal subunit. The transcript has a single exon. Gene Ontology annotation, molecular function: structural constituent of ribosome; large ribosomal subunit rRNA binding. Bases 1 to 366 code for a protein of 121 amino acids. NCBI's taxonomy places the organism in Eukaryota, Viridiplantae, Streptophyta, Magnoliopsida, Caryophyllales, Amaranthaceae.